Molecule: messenger RNA, 4341 nt
Organism: Williopsis jadinii
Lineage: Eukaryota; Fungi; Ascomycota; Saccharomycetes; Phaffomycetales; Wickerhamomycetaceae
Exons: 1
Coding region: 1-4341 (1446 amino acids)
Biological process (GO): negative regulation of TOR signaling; positive regulation of GTPase activity; regulation of small GTPase mediated signal transduction
Cellular component (GO): cytoplasm; TSC1-TSC2 complex; nucleus
Molecular function (GO): GTPase activator activity
Source: RefSeq, a predicted model, not a curated record
AUGGACUCUGGCGGCUUCUUCAAAUCACUGACGAGCACGUUCAAGUCACACAGCAAUGGAGACCGGCAGAAGAUUUCUGCUGAGACGGUCACCGAUGACCUCAUGAAGAGGGAGCUGUUUGAAGAGCUACAGACGGGAUCAACUAGCACACGAGCGAGAGCAGCUGGCCAAAUUGCAGAGUCGUUGUAUGAUUUCUACCCUCAGAGCAUACCCGACGUGUGGUACUGUGCGAAGGAUCUUAUCGCGCCGGGUCAGCAACAAUCGACAAGGAAGGCUGGAUUAGCGUUGUUGACCAAAUGUGUGAGCUCACCAUCGGACGAUCCAAACUCGCAAUACGUCUACUUCACAGAUGCCUUGAUGAAUUGCCAGUUCGCUAAGGGCAAAUGCGAUCCGGAGCUACAAAGCUUUGUCCAGAUAUUGAAGAUUAUGACGGAUAAUGGAACUUUUAUUCAUCAUUUCCAGGAGUCUCUUAAACAACCGCUGCUGGAUUUUUUUACAAGUGCAUUGUCGACGAAUGACCUUGUCAAAUCACCAACGGUUUUGGAAUUGCUCCAGUUCUUGAUAGAAUCAAUCAAAUCGGGGAUUUUCAACAUUGAUCAACCGGAAGCUGUCGUUGGUUACGUGUCCAAGAUCUUAUCGCUGAUAAUCAAACUGUCGCUGAAGACGUCGGACCGUGUCAUAUUAGAGUAUUGCAUACAGACCCUGGAUGCUGUGGCGUUGUACCAAACAGUGCCACAGAGUUUGCUAUAUGAAACUUUGGAGAUCCUUUGCGGUGCAUGUAUAUUGGAUUUGCACUAUUAUGAUAUGGUAACGUCAGUAGUGACGAAUUUAAUCAACAGGGUCCAAUCUUCGUUGGUUAUUUCUACCCUUGUGAAGAUUGUGCUCUGCCACAACUCUAGAAACGAUAAGAAUAUCAAUGCAUCCAUUGGCGCAAUGAAAGUUAUUGGAUAUCUAUUUCCAAACUUUGCAUAUCAGUUCGAUAUAACAUCGUUGCUAUCUGCACUAGAGGAAAUCGUUGGUUGGAACAAACAAAAUCUGUUGAUUGUUACUCUUCAGUUCUUUAAUGACGUUUUGCUUUCAGACAUCACACUGAAUCAAAUACCCGCACAUAAUUGGGACGGUGAGAAUCAUUCAAUAUUGAAUCUUUUGUCUGUUAUCAGUUCAAAACUAUCCAAGGAUCAAGAAAUAGAUUUGUUCAAGAUUACACUUAUUACAUUACAAAAUCUAGGAGAGACAACCAGGUACCCAGGUAACCUGAAAAAUUUGGUGACUUUUUUCUUAAGACAUCCAAAACAUCUUUCGACCAAGGCUUGUAUAGAUGUCUUGAGAUAUUACGGCAUUCACAACCUCUGUUCCCCAUUGAACGAGAAUUGGAAGGGAAAUUUGGAGCUGUUAUUGAACACUUUUUAUUACGAUGAGUCCAAAGAUGUAACCGUGAGAAAGGCAUGUGUUAAGUUACUAGAUGAGAACUUUGACUCUGCAUUAGAUCUUGUACAGAAUGGAGAUGAUACUGUUUUGUUUGAAAUAUCUGACUAUAUAUUCGACGGAUUACUCUUUGAAACGAGCUCGGAAGUUGUUCAGCAGUAUUUGUCACAUCAUUUGCAAUCUGCGUUGACUUUGCCUUCAGAAUUGUUUGAGAAAAUAACUGAGCGUUACUUUUUACCAAGGUUAUGCGCAGCUACACCAAGAGAGAGGAGAUCAAGUUUAACCUCAAGUUUCAGCAGCUUAAGACUGGAUAGAAGUGAUGUUAAACCAUUCCCUGAACAGACAACCCUUGCUAUCGUCAAGAACUUUGUUACACUUUUUGCAAAGACUUUAAGCACACAGGCAAAGAAGGCCCAAUUCAUAUUCAAUCUCCUUAUAAACGUUUUGAAACACGCUUUGCAGACAAAAAAUGUUGAUUUGAUGUUGACAACGUCGAGAUUAUUUGUUAGAAUUAGGGCGUCAACCAAGAAACAGGUUUAUUUGACAAAUCCAACGGAUAUGGAUGGUUUGUCUGCUGCGUUUUCCAGGAAUCUGAACUUGAGAAAGACCAGCGAUGCAACUGGAUCUGUGAGUCUUGACGAAAAAUGGGUAUACCCCGAGGAAAUCUCAUUUAUACCACAUGAUACACUGGAUCAACCUUCUAAAGAAUUGACAAUUAUGGAUUAUAAUUCAGACAAGUUGGUAACAACACCGACGAUCGAUAUUCAAUUAUGGCUCUCCAUUGUUAUCCAAAUCUUGGAAAUUGCACCAGAUUGGGAGAUCUAUUCCUUUAUUUAUUCGCACUUUUGUCCGCAACUUUCAAAUAUAACACUUUUUGAAUCCUGUGGUGAUGGUAUCAGAAAAUUCAGAUCAUUGGUGUGCGACCAACUUACAUUGAAAUUACCAUCAGGCUUGAGUAUACCAGAUCACACCACCAAACAGGAUGUACAAGUGGCUAUUGUCAGAAACUUUACUGCACUUAUCUCAUACAGCGCACUGUUUUCGAAACAGGAUGAGGACCAAAUCAUCAACGCCCUUUUGUUCGGAUUAUCGUCGUGGGAGAAAACGGCAAUUCCAUGUGUUCAUAUCUUGACUAUCUGUUGCUAUGAAUUACCAAUGUCCGUGAAGAAGUUCCUUUCGGUGAUAUUGACGAAAUUGCAAACAAGGAUAUCAAGUGCAUUUGCAAGUGCACAUAUUUUAGAGUUCCUCCUGGCACUGUCUUAUAUUCCUUCGUUGACCUCAAACUUUACUGUGGAUGAAUUCAAAAGAGCCUUUGGCAUCACAUUUAAACUGAUUCAAUAUGCACACGAUAUUUCAGAGGUAAAGGACAACGAGCAUCACGGUAUUUUGACACACGGAGAAGAGUUAGAGGCCGAAUUGCUCCCUUCAACUGAAAACUUUGAAGUAACGCCAGUGAUUUCCAUAUAUCUUUUGUCAUUAUCAUACGAUGUGAUUGCCAAUUGGUUCUUGAACAUGCGUUUGAGUGAUAGACGCCAGCUCUCAUCCUUCAUUAUCAAGAACCUGAUACUAUCUCAGUCGAACCGUGGAUCUGAGAUCAACAACCAGAACAUGUCAUUUAUUGAUCUGAUUAGUCGUUUCACUUAUUCAGAUCUAGAGUUGAGUUUCUCACCAAUAAAACCGCAAGGGUUUGCAUCUGAAGAUCCUGUCUUGUCAUCGAAGUGGGUUUAUGGUAAUAGUAUUAUAACCAUAGAUACUCAUGCAAAAACCGGUGAAUCCAUAGUUGCUGUUCGUCGUGCAUCUGGAUUCUCAGUUUUCCGCAUCACACCGGAUGAAUCUAUGAUUCCGUUUUACACUAAUCAACUUCACUCAAAAACAGACGGAGAGGACUUGUUUUCUGCUAACUACAUGCUACUUCAACUGGUUGUCCAUCCAGAGACGUCAAGGUCGAUCAAACCUAUCCCAAUCCCAGAUGAUUCUCAGUUCACGAGAUCUUUGAACAAUUUUGACCGCAUUCCUGUUGUUGAGUUCCACAAGGUUGGAUUGCUCUACAUUGGGCCAGGUCAGAGUACCGAACAGGAGAUUCUUGGAAACUCCAAGGGAUCUGCUGAGUUUGACAGAUUUUUGGCAUCCAUUGGUAGACCAAUCACUUUAAAAGGAUGUAAAUCAUUCUACGUUGGUGGUCUAGAUACUGAGAACGACGUUGAUGGACCUAUUGCAUAUGGUUGGAAUGACAAGAUUUUGCAAUUGAUCUUACAUACCACAACAUUGAUGCCUACUCCAGAUGACAGCGACCCAGGAUUUUCUGCAAAGAAGCGCCAUAUUGGAAACAACUAUGUGAAUAUAUUCUUUGACGAAUCCUGUCAUCCGUUCCAAUUCAACGUUAUAAAGUCGCAGUUCAAUUUCCUCAACAUCCUGAUCCAACCUCAUUCUGUAACGUUUGGAACUAAGGACGAAGCGGGCUCUCAAGACAAGGGCAUAAAGAAGUACAAAGUCAAGAUUCACCGACGCUCUGGGGUUCCUGGUUUGUUUGCUACAUGUCAUUUCAAAAUUAUCUCUGAGGAGAAUCUACCGAUAUUUGUUCGUUCUCUCGCUCUGAUUGCCAACCAGUUUGCACACGUCUGGCACUCAAACGGGUCAUAUGCUUCUAACUGGUCUCACAGAAUGAACCAACUACAAAUGAUACGUGAGAGAAGUAUUAAAGCACACGAGGAAUUGAAAACGAGUGCUCAACAGGAUACAUCUAAAGACGCCCAUACAACAAUGAGUAUCUUUGAUCAGCUGAACAACAAGGGCUCUACCAGUGGCAAUAGAGUUGUGAGUAAUGGACGUGGACCAAGUGUUAACAGCUACGAAUUUACAGAAGACGACGAUAACGAAAUAUUGAAGAACUUGGAGUUUACCAGCUUUACUAAAUGA